Suillus subalutaceus is the source of this 850-nucleotide messenger RNA. RefSeq lists its product as uncharacterized. The coding region runs from base 323 to 850 and encodes 175 amino acids. The transcript has 3 exons. Lineage: Eukaryota; Fungi; Basidiomycota; Agaricomycetes; Boletales; Suillaceae. The record is from RefSeq and is a predicted model, not a curated record.
GUAGUAUUACAUACAACCCCAUCACAUCUCCUGAAUGAAAAGCUUACCUUAGGUGGAUCCCCGAUUCGCGCAUUGUCCACGCAUGAGACGAAUUUUGUCAUGUUUCGGUGGACAGCGGUGGACACGGCACGUGAGGAGUCCCUAGUAUAUGGAUGUCCGCACUGUUUAAAACCCACAAUUGGCAUUGUGGAUCAGGUCGCUGUGGGUUGACUGUCUUACGUUCUUAUUAUGAUGGUCACAGUCCACAACCCGCUAUGUGACUAUAUAAUUGCAACCCAAAUCAACAUUACUAUCAGUCAUCCCAUCUUACAUAUCUAUCAACAUGUCUUCUCUACUCUCGAAGUUGUUUGAUGCACUAAAGAUCUCAACCCCUGAUUCAAUUAGACAACGACCGAUUAAACUUGUCCGUCCGAAGAAGCAGCCUAAUCCCCAGUUCUACGGAUACGCGAUCUCUCACGAAUGGCUUGUCCGGUUUGCGGAGCAACACUGCCCAGAAAAAUUACGCGAUCGUAAUUCCGAAGGCUAUAAAACCCAUGCCAUGGUGCGAGGAUACAUACACCUUGUGUAUUUCACGGGCAUCAACAAUCUAGACACCAUCGCCUGCUUCAAUCUCAUGGAGGGUGCCUCAGUGCCCUCAGAGUGGAUCCCCGUGUCUAAUGGCGACUACGACGACGUGCUCUCCGACGAAGAAAUUCUGGCUUUUCAGAUUCAGACAGUUCACGUGCUCACUGUGUGUUCGGAUGAAGAGGAGUGUUUUAAAGACCGUCCUAUUCAGGAACAGAUGGACUACCUUACCGAGUUGGUCGGGCAUGGGCCGCGGUGGUGGAUGGGUUGUAAGAGUUCAUAUUGA